AACGAUGCUGUUUUUUAAAUUUAAUCUGCUAAAAAUUGUGACUUGCCUCAGUGGAACUUCCUUUUCCGGUGUAAACUUGCCGACAUACAUACCCUGAGAACAAGAUGGGUAUUUCUGUAAAGGAUGUCAACGCUCAUGAGUUCACCAAGGCCUUGGCUGAUUUCUUGAAAAGGACUGGAAAGGUAAAGGUUCCAGAAUGGUCCGACAUUGUCAAGCUAGGGCGCCAUAAGGAGCUCAGUCCCUAUGAUGAGGACUGGUUUUACAUUAGGGCUGCCUCAGUGGCCCGCCACUUGUACAUCCGUGCUCCCUGCGGUGUUGGGGCUCUGACCAAGAUUUAUGGAGGCAAGAAGAGUAACGGUACUGCCCCAAGCCACAACUGCCGUGCGUCCAACAUCAUUGCCAGGAGAGUGCUGCAGGCCCUUGAAUCCCUCAAGAUGGUUGAGCAGGACGCCAACACUGGUGGUCGCCGUCUGACAGGACAGGGCCGCAGAGAUUUGGACAGAAUUGCAAGCCAGAUCAAGGGAGGGAAGAAGCAACAACAACCGAAAUAAAUGACUUGACUGGUGUAUUA
Messenger RNA from Aplysia californica (California sea hare), 571 nucleotides. RefSeq names its product 40S ribosomal protein S19. The transcript has 6 exons. Gene Ontology annotation, molecular function: RNA binding; structural constituent of ribosome. Bases 105 to 551 code for a protein of 148 amino acids. Gene Ontology annotation, biological process: ribosomal small subunit assembly; translation. NCBI's taxonomy places the organism in Eukaryota, Metazoa, Mollusca, Gastropoda, Aplysiida, Aplysiidae. Gene Ontology annotation, cellular component: cytosolic small ribosomal subunit; ribosome. The record is from RefSeq and is a predicted model, not a curated record.